This is a messenger RNA of Oppiella nova, 330 nucleotides long. The record is from the annotation of a GenBank genome assembly. Lineage: Eukaryota; Metazoa; Arthropoda; Arachnida; Sarcoptiformes; Oppiidae.
AUGCUAGACAUUGCCAUUGAUUUCCAAAUUGGUGUAAUAGGCCAAAAAGAUGAAUUUAAAUACGGCGAUACUUUGGACGUUUACCUGCAUUAUGGAUUGCCAUAUGACAGUGUGUUUACCAAGGUGGAGUUCUUAAAGGAUGACCGAAUUUAUUUUAUUUACUUCCGAUAUGAUUAUGUUCAACUACUUGAUGAUGCUAAAGAUAAAGGCGUUACAAAGGACCAAGUUUCCUAUAUUAAUCACAAUAAGCAGGCUCAAUUAAUCACAUUAUCUAUUAAGAGAGCUGUUAUGGAAACUGCGGGAAAAUUCACGCGUAUGGAUGAUAUUUAA